Colossoma macropomum (tambaqui) is the source of this 905-nucleotide messenger RNA. RefSeq lists its product as uncharacterized. The record is from RefSeq and is a predicted model, not a curated record. The transcript is spliced from 7 exons. Lineage: Eukaryota; Metazoa; Chordata; Actinopteri; Characiformes; Serrasalmidae. Bases 41 to 862 code for a protein of 273 amino acids.
UUCAAGCUCCACUUCACCGAAUACUGUCAGCACAACGUCCAUGACCACCAUGACCACCAGUGUCACCAUGACCGACAAUGUCACCAUGACCGAUAAUGUCACCAUCACCGUGACUACAAAUGUGACAGCUCUAAGCUCAGGUUCAAACAGUACAAACACGUCCAUGCUUUAUUGUCGAAUUCUCACCUGUAACCAUACGACAUGCCACCACACAUUCAUGAACACCAACGCCACCCUCUGCCCAGCUAGUGCCAAAUACUGUGAGUUGAGGAGAGAUGACACCAUGAGGUAUUUGAUUGACUGCGCUACAGCCUGCCCCACUCUCUGUACCAAUGCAUCUCAGAUCAACUGCUCUGUCAACUGUUGUAGCUCGGAGACCUGCCACCACGCCAUAAUCGCUAACCUCCUGAACUCCACCAUGAUGUCAAUGACUUCUACAACACAGUCCACCACUACAAACACUACUACUAAGGCCACCACAGCUGUAACCACCACUGCUCCAACCAAUGGCAAGAAGUGUCAUAAGAUCAGCUGCAAUGGGGACACCUGUUAUCAAGGCAAUACAAAUGUGGUGCUGUGUUCUCCUACUCAGAACUACUGUAUGCUAAAAAAGGCGACAAGUGGAACGGUGGUGACCUGGACAGGAGGUUGCAGUGAGGACUGCAGCAAAGAGACUGCUUGCUCAUCUACAACGUCUACCUGCUUCUUAGAGUGCUGUAAUGCUACUACCGCGGCCUCCUGCCUGAAGCUGACCGGUGCAGUGAACAUGCCCAGCUCUGCCACCAGAGGGCUGUUCUCUCCGAUGCUGCUGAUGGCCUGUUCAUUGUUCCUUUGGAUAAUAAGCAUGGCUAGUUCAGCAUAACAGGCCUCAUGUACCCAUCAAGCCUCAGAAUCGGCUGUAGAAC